Ruditapes philippinarum (Manila clam) is the source of this 1004-nucleotide messenger RNA. RefSeq lists its product as uncharacterized. The coding region runs from base 240 to 845 and encodes 201 amino acids. The record is from RefSeq and is a predicted model, not a curated record. NCBI's taxonomy places the organism in Eukaryota, Metazoa, Mollusca, Bivalvia, Venerida, Veneridae. The transcript has 3 exons.
CAUCAUCAACGACGUCUUUUUCAACAACAGUAAGCUCUUCGACGCAGCUAAUUGUUACUACGCCAUCUUCCUCAGGUAGCCCCCAUUUUCUGGUCGUGCCGUUGAUCGUAUUGGGUACUGUUAUUGUUGUUGUUGUUGCUGCACUGAUCGUCGCCUGUGUACUCGUCAGAGUGAGGCGCAAAAAGGCCUGUUACAAAUUUAAGAUUAAUAAAAAGGGGAAAAAAAAAUUUAACCAGCAAAUGAAGACACUAGAAGGCAAUAAACGGAUAAAUUCCACUGACGUUGUUGAUGAUGGUGAACUCAUAGAAGUUAAUAGUCGUAGUGAAUAUGCUCCUGACCAUGGUGAUGGUAAUGGUGAAGAAAAAAAUUGUGACGACUGUAGAGUAAUAAGUAGUGGCAAUGAUGCUGGUGGUUUUGGUAACAUAAAUGAUGACAGUGAUGGAGGAAAUAAUGGAGGUAAAGAAAAUAUUGGUUACAGUGAUAUUGGCGAUGAUGCUGGUGGUUUUGGAAACAUAAAUGAUGACGGUGAUGGAGGAAAUAAUGGUGGUAAAGAAAAUAUUGGUUACAGUGAUAUUGGCGAUGAUGCUGGUGGUUUUGGAAACAUAAAUGAUGACGUUGAUGAAGGAAAUAAUGGUGGUAAAGAAAAUAUUGGUUAUAGUGAUAUUGGUGAGAAAGAUGAUAGCUUGGUAGUAGAAGACAAUGAUGUUUUUGGGGAGACUGUUUGUGCUGAUGGUGUAGAGAUGAUUGAUGAUUGUGGUGCCACAAACAUUACUGAUUGCGCGGGGGAAGAAACUAAUGCCAUCGCUGUUGAAAAGAACUUAAAUGAUUAUAAUGGUAAAGAGUGAAUGAUGUUUGUGUUUUGGAUUGAGAAACGUGUUGUAGAUAUUAAAGGCAAUGAAAAAACGAUGUGGGAGAUGAUUCUGAAUGACGAAAAUGGCGUGGAUUAAAGAUAAAAUGGCGAUGCAGAUGAUAAUGAUGUCUAUUUUGAAGGUGGAAAAGAUGUU